GGCCGGCCCCCUUCCCGGCAUCCACCAGGAGGGCCGUGCACCGCCAUGGAGGACGCGAGGAAGGGCCAGCAGCCGGCGGCGCGCCGGGGUGACGAGAAGCAAGCUGCCGCUAAGGAGAAGGACAAGAAGGCCAAUGGCGAGAAGGAGCAGGAGCAGGAACUGUCCGAUGAGGAUAAGCAGCUGCAAGAAGAGCUGGAGAUGCUUGUGGAAAGACUGGGUGAACCAAACACUCAACUUUAUCGAGCUGCACUGGAGGAGCUCCGAAGGCAAAUUCGUUCUUCAACCACUUCCAUGACAUCUGUUCCUAAGCCACUCAAGUUCCUACGACCACAUUAUGAAAAGCUGAAAGAAAUUUAUGAACAAAUGCCAUCAGGAGAAAAUAAGCGAUUCUGUGCUGACAUUGUGUCAGUAUUAGCCAUGACCAUGAGUGGAGAGCGAGAAUGUCUUAAAUACAGGCUUCUAGGAUCUCAAGAAGAACUAGCUUCUUGGGGGCAUGAAUAUGUCAGGCAUUUGGCUGGUGAAGUUGCAAAAGAAUGGCAGGAGAUAGAUGAGAAUGAUAAAGCUCAACAUGAGGUAUUGCUCAAUCUGGUAAAAGCAGUGGUUCCCUAUAAUAUGGCUCACAAUGCUGAACAUGAAGCAUGUGACCUUCUCAUGGAAAUUGAACGUCUUGAUAUGCUAGAAGAGUAUAUUGAUGAAAAUGCAUUUUCUAAAGUCUGCUUAUAUUUAACAAGCUGUGUCAGUUAUGUUCCUGAUCCUGAAAAUUCUGAACUGCUUCGGUGUGCUCUUAGUAUUUUCCGAAAAUUCAACAGAUACCCUGAGGCUCUGCGUCUUGCACUGAUGCUGAAUGACAUGAAAUUAGUCGAAAGUAUAUUUGCUUCCUGUAAAGAUGUUAUAAUACAGAAGCAAGUAGCGUUUAUGUUGGGUCGUCACGGUGUAUUCUUGGAGCUAAAUGAGGAUGUGGAAGAUUAUGAGGAUCUGACAGAAAUAAUGUCAAAUGUCCAAUUAAACAGUAAUUUCUUGGCCCUUGCACGAGAAUUGGACAUUAUGGAGCCUAAAGUUCCAGAGGAUAUUUACAAGACACAUUUAGAAAACAACCGUUUUGGAAGCACUGGCUCCCAGAUAGAUUCUGCUCGAAUGAAUCUAGCUUCUUCAUUUGUUAAUGGUUUUGUGAAUGCUGCAUUUGGUCAAGAUAAACUACUGACAGAAGAUGGCAAUAAAUGGCUUUAUAAAAACAAAGACCAUGGCAUGCUAAGUGCUGCAGCUUCAUUGGGAAUGAUACUACUUUGGGAUGUUGAUGGGGGACUGACACAGAUUGACAAGUAUUUGUAUUCAUCCGAGGAUUAUAUUAAGUCUGGUGCCUUGCUAGCAUGUGGUAUUGUAAAUUCUGGUGUCCGGAAUGAGUGUGAUCCAGCUCUUGCUCUUCUGUCAGAUUAUGUCCUGCAUAGCAGUAAUACAAUGAGAAUUGGAGCCAUCUUUGGGCUUGGGCUUGCUUAUGCAGGAUCCAAUCGGGAAGAUGUAUUGGCUCUUCUGCUUCCUGUGAUUCAAGAUUCUAAAUCUAGCAUGGAGGUAAUAGGUGUGACGGCUUUGGCAUGUGGAAUGAUUGCAGUGGGCUCUUGCAAUAAGGCUGUCAAUACCAGCAUCAAGGAAGCUAUAACAAAAAAAUCUGAGCAAGAGUUGAAAGACACUUAUGCAAGGUGGCUGCCAUUAGGCCUAGGUCUCAACCAUUUAGGAAAAGGAGAGGCCAUUGAGGCAAUUUUGGCUGAUCUAGAAGUGGUUUCUGAGCCUUUCCGUAGCUUUGCCAAUACUUUGAUUGAUGUCUGUGCCUAUGCAGGCUCUGGUAAUGUACUGAAAGUCCAGCAGUUACUUCACAUUUGCAGUGAGCAUUUUGAUUCAAAAGAGAAGGAAGAUGAUAAGGAUAAAAAGAAAGAGAAAGAUAAGGACAAAAAGGAAAAUGCUGCAGAUAUGGGAGCACAUCAGGGGGUGGCAGUGCUUGGUAUUGCUUUAAUUGCCAUGGGAGAAGAGAUUGGAGCAGAAAUGGCUCUGCGCACAUUUGGCCAUCUUUUACGGUAUGGUGAGCCUACUUUAAGACGUGCUGUACCUUUGGCACUGGCACUGAUUUCAGUCUCUAAUCCACGGUUGAGUAUAUUGGACACUUUGAGCAAAUUCUCUCAUGAUGCUGAUGCAGAAGUUUCUCAUAAUUCUAUCUUUGCCAUGGGUAUGGUUGGAAGUGGUACCAACAAUGCUAGGUUGGCUGCCAUGCUGAGGCAAUUAGCACAGUACCAUGCAAAGGAUCCAAAUAAUCUUUUCAUGGUUAGAAUAGCACAGGGUUUGACUCAUCUUGGAAAGGGAACACUCACACUGUGUCCAUACCACAGUGAUAGACAACUGAUGAGCCAAGUAGCAGUGGCUGGUCUUCUCACUGUACUGGUCUCUUUCCUUGAUGUAAAGAACAUUAUUCUUGGGAAGUCCCAUUAUAUUCUCUAUGGACUGGUUGCAGCAAUGCAACCUCGUAUGCUGGUUACUUUCGAUGAAGAGCUCCAUCCUUUGCCAGUAUCAGUCCGUGUUGGCCAGGCUGUGGAUGUUGUAGGGCAAGCAGGGAAGCCCAAGACUAUCACAGGAUUUCAGACGCACACCACACCUGUGCUAUUAGCACAUGGUGAAAGAGCUGAAUUGGCAACUGAAGAGUACACACCUCUAACCCCAAUCCUAGAGGGAUUUGUUAUUUUGCGCAAAAAUCCCAAUUAUAGUGUGUAGUUUGUACCUAAUAUUUGGCCCUCUGUAUAUGGAGUUUCUUUUGAAGAAGUCAUCCAUAGAUCUAUGCCCGCAAAUACUGUUGAUCUAUUGGUGAAAUAUUUGCAACUUUACUCUUGAGCCAGUUUUGAAUAUUGGUUCAGAGCUUCUAUAUUUUAUAUUACUUUUACCGCAUGAUGGAUGUUCUUCAUUAAAUUUUGUUAUAAUUCUACAGUAUCUAAAUAAACUUAUUUCUGGUCCAUAAA
This is a messenger RNA of Hypanus sabinus (Atlantic stingray), 2996 nucleotides long. RefSeq names its product proteasome 26S subunit ubiquitin receptor, non-ATPase 2 (gene psmd2). The record is from RefSeq and is a predicted model, not a curated record. NCBI's taxonomy places the organism in Eukaryota, Metazoa, Chordata, Chondrichthyes, Myliobatiformes, Dasyatidae. The transcript has 21 exons. Gene Ontology annotation, biological process: regulation of protein catabolic process; proteasome-mediated ubiquitin-dependent protein catabolic process. Gene Ontology annotation, cellular component: proteasome regulatory particle, base subcomplex; proteasome complex; nucleus. Gene Ontology annotation, molecular function: enzyme regulator activity. Bases 46 to 2754 code for a protein of 902 amino acids.